CUCAGCACCAACAACACCAUCUCCGUUUCGUCCGGCCGUCUCUGAGACCUCGACCUCUCACCCAAUGGGACAGUAGACGGCUGUGAGCUUCGUGGCAGUCAUUGAUGCUUCGACAUGACGUCUCAAGAAGCAAUGGUAGCCGGCCCGGCGGCAGCAGCAACCGGUCCAUCAACGAUGUCAUCGCCUGCUCCCAACCUCUCCAUCCACGGACCCGCCCUAUCCGGUUGGCAAUUCCACCAGUCUCACGGCCAAGUCACCGUCGUCUUCUACGUAGCCCUGUCCGCGAGAGAUGAAGACCUUGACGUCCUCAUCGCUUCAGAUCACGUCGUUGCUGGAAUUCGAGGCUACCCGCCAGUCCUCAAGGCCAGUCUGUAUGCCCGCAUCGAUCCAUCCGCGUCGUCUUGGCAGCUUGAGCGCAACCAGCGAUCCACGUCGAGACGGGCACAUCGCUCAGGCAGUCGAUCGCGCAGGCAGACAAGUGGUAGUGGGCAUGACGAUACGAGCUCUAGUGAGGGUCGCGACCCAACCUCUGUUGCUUCAUCUUCAUCCUCGAUGUCGCCGCCGCAGACCCGCCAGAGGACAGGCCAGAACAGCAGCAGUGGCACCGCAAGUACAGGCACACAAGCCCGUUCCACAGCUGGCUCGUCUACGGGUCGCUCAGCUUCGCGGUCCGGCUCAACAAGCAGCUACGAGCUACUAGGCAAUAGCCGGGCGUCGUUGCCGCCGAGACCGCCUUCUCCUACCCCCAGCACCGGCAGCGGCGUUAUCAUCGACGAUGCUCAGAGCCACGACAGAAGUGAGCCAGCUUCAUCAGCUGCAGGAGUCACCGAUAGCACUGUUGCCCCAGCUUCAGGCCCAGCCUCGAGCCCUUCCUCACCGUCAUCACCUCGCUCCCCUCACUCAGUCGCCAGCAGGAUUUCAACAGGCCCGUCUACGUCCUCAUCAGACCCCGAGGAAAUCUUUGCUCCCCUCAGCCUGGAGGGCAGCGUGCAUUUCGGCACGGCUGCCUCGUCUGGGAGCGGAAGGCCGAGCAGUCAUGAUGGCGAUGAUGAUGCGAUGCAUGCUAGACUGGUCACAGUGCACUUGACGAAGGCAUGUGGCCCAGCCUCAUCUCAGGCCCUGCUCCCUUAUCCCCAGAGCAUGCUCGCGGCAGCGUCGCGAUACCCUCGGCCAACGCGGGUGGCAGCGAAAGGCGACGAUCCUCUGACUCAAGUGAAGAAGGCGCGAUGUUUGGCAGCUCGCCCAGAUCUGCCAUCUCGUCAUCACUGGACAGCGAUACGGGCGCCGGAGGUAGCUGGCAGCGUCGAGGACGCUCUGGUACACGGAUGUCAGCUGCAGAGAGCACUCUCAGCUUGCACAGCGAUGAUUCGCAUACCGUGUUGGGCUACGGGACCUCUCCAAGAUCCAUGACCACCGCGACUGAUCAGCAGCGCGCCCGCAGAGGAGCUGGCGGUCAAGAUGAGGAAUCGGAGGGCGAAGCUGCCAGCACUCAAGAAGAGGAC
Molecule: messenger RNA, 1502 nt
Organism: Jaminaea rosea
Lineage: Eukaryota; Fungi; Basidiomycota; Exobasidiomycetes; Microstromatales
Exons: 2
Coding region: 115-1410 (431 amino acids)
Source: RefSeq, a predicted model, not a curated record